AAAAAAUUUAAAAAAUCAAUACCAAUAAAACAUUUACAACGUUUUUUUCUUCAAAAUUUACCUUGUGUAAAAUAGUUACUGAAACGUUAGAAAAUACGGCUAAUUCUUAACAAAAUAGUUACUGAAAACGUUUGAAAAUAUGGCAAAUUCUCAACAAAAUAGUUACUGAAAACAUUUGAAAAUAUGGCGAAUUCUCAACAAAAUAAGUUUUUGGAAACUAUCAUUCUUAAAGCUACGGAAAUCGGAGGUAUUUUCAUUAUUGCAAACGCUUUGAAAAAUACCCAUCCUAUCAUCUAUUGCAGUGAGAAUUUUUCUCUACAAACUGGGUUUACAAGAAGUGAAGUUACUAGAAAAGAUGUAUAUUUAGAGUUUUUACAUGGUAAAAAAACAGACCCUGCAACAAAAAAAUGCUAUAUGAAUGGCGUAUUGUCAAAAUCUAACACAAAAGUUCAACUAAUUCUGUAUAACGCAUACGGAUUUAAAAGAUGGUUUUUAAUUUCGCUAAUACCAGUCAAAAAUAACAACGGUAUCGUGUGUUUGUUUCUGGUAUUUUUUCAUGAUAUUACUCAUACAAAACCGCCUAUAAAAGAAUCUCCUAAAAAAAAAUGGAAAAGAGCCAUUAAAAUGAUUUUAAAGAAAAAAGUUGUGCCAAAUUAUACAAGUUGCAACAAAGUUGAAAUGUCACUUUCAAAGAUUUGUAAUUUUUACAACAAAAUUUAUAUACCAGAUUAUAAAAAUCAACUCUAUAUACCAAAGUGGAUAAUAUAUCACCUCCAUCCUAUAAAGGUUAUUUGGGAUUUUAUAAUGUUAGCAUUAACUGUGGUAUUCAACGCCGUUAUAAUCCCAUUUGCUGAAUCCUUUGACUACAGAAAUAAAGCCAUUGAUAACUUUAGUAUUUUUACUUACGUCGUGUAUACAAUCGAUAUUGUUAUGGUAUUUUUUACAUCAGUUGAAAAAGAUGGUGUACUUGUAACUAAUCAUAAAAAACUAAGAAAAUACUAUCUUAGAAGCUGGUUUUUGUUUGAUAUAGUUUCUUCAUUUCCAUAUGACUUGUUUAGUGUUAGUAAAAAGAAUGUACUAAUUGUUAUCAAACUGUUAAAGAUUAUUCGUAUUAUGCGCUUAAUUAAAGUUAGCCAAGUUAUAUUAGACUUAAUAGGCCAUAGUUUCACUACUCUCAUGGGUUGGUUCAUGCUAUUUUGUUUAUGCGGUCAUUGGAUGGCUUGCGUUUGGUAUGUGAUAGCUUCGAAUAUUGAUGUUCCUGCAGUAAACAACAAUAGUUGGUUAAUUAGCCUAAUGAAGGAUGGAAAAUAUAAAAGCAUCAACGACAUAAGUUUAUCCACUCGAUAUAUCAGCGCCUUAUAUUAUGCUGCAACCAGUUUAAGCACAAUUGGCUUUGGAAAUAUUGCCCCAAAUACGUUUGCUGAAAAAAUAUUUGGAAUAGUUACAAUGAUUCUGGGCUGUUUGGCAUAUGCUUUUAUUUUUGGACAAGUAAACAAUAUUAUCUUCCAGUUAAGUCAAUCUAAAAAUGAACAUCUUUCGCAGCUCAGAGAACUUCGUCAAUUUAACGCUUUAUAUAAAAUACCUAAAGAUAUUCGAACGCUAGCAGAAAACUAUUGCAUAGCUACGUGGCAAGUUACAAAAGGGACAGAUGAAGAAAAGAUUACACAAAGCAUUCCUCGGAGCCUUCAAUCUGAUCUUUGCUUUCAUAUUCAUGGAGAUGUUUUCAAAAAUGAGUCAGUAUUUCAUUAUUUGAGUGAAAAUGCCUUACGAGCUUUGUCGCGUUAUUUUUGGACGUUGCGCACUUUUUCAGGCGAUAAACUUAUACAACAAGGAGAAAUAGUUACUUCAAUAUAUUUUGUGACUUAUGGAUUGUUUGAAAUAAAAGAUGGCAGUGAUCUCAUUGGACUUGUUGGACCUGGUGACUCUUUCGGACAGUAUCCUAUUGUGGAACCAGCAGAUUCCAAAUUUGAAGUGAUAGCUAACUCCUUUAGUGAAAUACACGUUAUACGCACUCAAGAUUUAUUUGAAUCACUUUCUUCGUUUCCUGCUGAAAGAGAUUUAUUAAAGUACACACUUAAGCUCACAUUUGAUCUAACAAAAAAGAAAAAUAAAGCUGAUUUUGUAAACCGUACAGAUGCUCUAAUAUUUACCAAAAAGUUUAUUGAACAUGAUGCUGUGGAUCACGUCGACAGGUUAAUAUUGCCAGAAAAAGACUCUGAAGAUGAAACAGAUAAAGUUGAUCUCACUGAUGACGAAUUUAAUCAGUUUGAUUCAUCUGAAAGCGAAGUUGUCGAGUUAGAAGAAGAAAUACGGAACGAAACACUUAAAAUGGAUGCAAACUUAAAAUAUAUUGAAUCUCAAAUGAAAAUUUUGUUAAAUAAACUUAAAGUCAGAAAGGAAGAAGAUGAACGUUUUGGAAAGAAUUCAGAUGUUUGGACAGAUUUUUAUAAUAAUGCUUUUAUAAAAAUGUUUUCAAAUUAAUAUUUCCAAUAUAAAAAAAGAAAUUAGUUUAGGUUGCUGCUAUGAUCUGCAGUAACCUCAACAUUUUUUCCUUUAAA
Hydra vulgaris (swiftwater hydra) is the source of this 2558-nucleotide messenger RNA. RefSeq names its product potassium voltage-gated channel subfamily H member 2. Gene Ontology annotation, biological process: potassium ion transmembrane transport; regulation of membrane potential. Gene Ontology annotation, molecular function: voltage-gated potassium channel activity. Lineage: Eukaryota; Metazoa; Cnidaria; Hydrozoa; Anthoathecata; Hydridae. Gene Ontology annotation, cellular component: plasma membrane. The record is from RefSeq and is a predicted model, not a curated record.